Molecule: messenger RNA, 993 nt
Organism: Rhagoletis zephyria (snowberry fruit fly)
Lineage: Eukaryota; Metazoa; Arthropoda; Insecta; Diptera; Tephritidae
Source: RefSeq, a predicted model, not a curated record
AUGUCCGCCUGUCACCUGUCACCACUGGGCGGCGACACUCCGCUGAAUGAGGUGCAGUCCUGGCUGGGCAAGGUGAUCGAGUACAAUCUGAAGAAUGGAAAGCGAAACCGUGCCAAAUCGCUGGUGCUCGCCUAUGAGCAGUUCUCGCCCGGCGCCACACUGGAAAGCGUCCACCUGGCCUGCAUUCUGGGCUGGUGUGUGGAGCUGCUGCAGGCGUACUUUCUGGUGGUGGACGACAUCAUGGACAACUCCAUCACCCGACGGGGACAGCUGUGCUGGUACCGCAAGGAGAGCGUCGGCAUGACGGCCAUCAAUGACGGCAUCAUGCUCAACAACUGCAUCUUUCAGCUGCUCAGCAAGAACUUUGCCUCACAUCCCUCCUACCUGAAGAUGAUCGACCUGUUUAAUGAGAUCACCCGAUUCACCGCCUACGGUCAGUGCCUCGACCUGAUAUCAAACCCACUGAACAAGAAGCCCGACCUGACCAAGUACACCGAUGACCGCUACGACGCCAUCGUCCUCUACAAAACUGCCUACUACAGCUUCAGCCUGCCCAUAAGGCUGGCCAUGUACCUGGGACAGAUUGACGACCCGACGGUGCACCGGCAGGCGGAGGAGAUUCUGCUGAAGAUUGGCCACCUCUUUCAGGCGCAGGACGACUACCUCGAUCUCUACGGCGACCCGAAGGUCACCGGGAAGAUUGGCACUGACAUUGAGGACGGCAAGUGCAGCUGGCCCAUCGUCCAGGCGCUCAAGGUGGCCCGGAAGGAGCAGGCGGCCGCUCUGAUGGCGCACUACGGCUCCUCGGCGGAGGAGAGCGUGGCGAAGAUCAAGGCAAUCUACGCGGAGCUGGACAUCGAAGGCCGCUUCAGGCAGUUCGAAAAGGAGCAGUUUGAUCAGAUUUGCGCACUAGUGGAGCCGAUCGACAACAAAGUGCUCGUCAAGGAUGUCUUUUACGGUCUGCUGACCAUGAUUUACCAAAGAAAGAAGUAA